This is a messenger RNA of Eruca vesicaria subsp. sativa (arugula), 465 nucleotides long. NCBI's taxonomy places the organism in Eukaryota, Viridiplantae, Streptophyta, Magnoliopsida, Brassicales, Brassicaceae. The record is from the annotation of a GenBank genome assembly.
AUGAACUCUCUUGUAGUUGAAUCUUUGGGAUCAGUACCUCGUUUUGCUUUAUCCAAGUGGGCUUCCAAAGGCGGUAGUGCGAAAGGCAAAGACUUUUCUACUGAUGCAGAUUCUGAGAUUGGCUCACCUCGUAGCCCACACCUACGUCAUCGAGGAGGCGUUUUUGGUAAGAACAAGAAUUAUCUGUUGGUUGUUUCUGUGCACUUUGUUUCUCUCUCUGUGAUCACUUACUUAUAUGUUAAUAUAAUAGAGGAGAAACCAUCAGGCAUGGGUGAAACCGUGUUAGCAGCUGAUGAAGAGAUUAAGAGAGAACGAGCCAAGUCUCUAUCGGUAUUCGGAGGUCUAGUCUCGCCUAAGCUGCGUGGUGCUCAACUCUCAUUUGAAACUGCUCUUGAAACUCUUGUGGAAAUAGCCAACACUCGAUCAUCCAUGCUAUCUGCCUUUGAGCAGUUCACAAACAAGUAA